UUUCCACACCACACACUUUUUACACCACACACUUUCCACACCACACACUUCCUACACCACACACUUUCUACACCCCACACCUUCUACACCACACUUUUUACACUGCACACUUUUACCAAACCCACAUCUACACCAGCAAGAUCUUCAUUAUCAUCAUCAACAUGGCCAGCUCAUCGGUUCAGCAUCUCAUACAUGGAGAAGAGGAGAAGAAGAACCAGGGAAUGAAGAGGAGCAGGUCCCAGCUGACACCUGACCAUCCUGCAGCUCCUGAUGUUUCACUAGCGAAGAGGAGGAAGAUACAGAGCUCCACCACUGUCCCUCUUACGCACUGGAUGGUCGUCAGGAACACCUUUUGUUCUCGGCUGCUGAGGUUGGUAGGAGAGUUCUUGUGCCGCCGCUGUCGACUCCUUACGGGUCUUCGUCCCACCGUUCCACCGUUUUGGAUUCAGAACGUGGACGUGGCGCUGACCGUGCUCGGAGGUCAGGAGCAGCCCUUCAUCUGCUCAGGCACCGUGGCCUUUCUGUUCAUGGUGUUGCGUGACACCGUCUCGGCGGACGUGGCCAGCGUGGAGGAGCUGCGGGCGGUGCUCCUCUCCUGCUUGUAUGUAUCGUAUGCAUACAUCGGUCAUGAGAUCUCCUACCCAGCACUGCCUUUCAUCAUGAAGACCGACAGGCAGACAUUUUGGAAGCGCACCCUGGACAUCACCAAGCGCAUGAGCCGGAAGAUGCUCCAGAUCAACAUCUCGCCACAUGUCUUCGCCAAGGUCAUUUCUGACCUGAAGAAACAGACGGACCAUUAAUUUAUAUUUUACAUUUAAAUAACAUUAGAAAACACUUUUUAUUAUUAAAUAAGAAUUAUUAUUACUGCUAAGAAUAAAACAACCAAUGUAACAUAGUAAAAGGCAAGAAAACUAAACAAACUAAACUAAAAUAAGAACAAAACGAGUAGGUUACACUAUCAAAUAUUACUAAAAUAGUAAGAGCAAAUUAUAAUAAUUAUUAUGAGUAGUUUAGAGUCAAAUUUGCAGGACACUUGCACAGAACCGGACCAGGCUUGGGACAUAAGAAAGACGUGGAAGAACUGGUAGGUAUGCAGGGCAGGAAACUUCCAGACACAUUCAGCUGAUCAGUGAAGUGUCGUUAGCGACAGUUCAUAAAGCUGCAGUGUCUGGCUGCAUGUGUUUUGGAGGCGGCACAUGCUAGCCUUCACUGCUCCAGCUUGGUAGCAGCGUAUGUGAUGGAGAGGAACUGCUGAUGCAGGAAAGGAGGAUUUGUGAAGGACAGACACAUGGAAUAGGAAGAAGACAGUGACGGAGAAUGAGGACGAAUAACACAGGGAGGGACCGAGAUCAGGACAGGAACAUGAACACGGAUAGAAACGAGGACAAUGAUGAGACUGGAGACAGACUGAAGACUAGAAGUGGACCUGAGGACGAGAUGUGAGCUAGAAAUAGGUGAAUCAGGUUUUUACAGGAGACUGGAAAGAGUAACUGGACGGUGGACUGAAGACUGGACACAGCAGAUAAAAAAUUACUUUAUAUUUAUUUAUUAAUUCUAUAUUUAGUUUAGUGAUCUGUUUUGCUAUCCGGUGUCGACCAGAGGAGGACUGGUUCCCCUUUUAAGUCUUGGUUCCUCUCAAGGUUUCUCCCUCUUGAUCUGAGGGAGUUUUUCCUUGCUACUGUCGCCACUGGCUUGCUCAAAAGGGGCUCGGACCCGGAUUUAGCUAUUUAGGUUUAUUUUAUAUUAAACUGAAUAUUAGACUUGGUCAGUGUGAACACUGCCAAUUAAAACUUUGAGUAAUUAUUAACAUUGGCUAGUACAAUUUAAUAUCUAUGUUACAAUUUAAUUUUAUACUUCAAAGCAGAAGGGCAGAGCACUUUUAUGACCAAUAUGGUUGACUAUUCUUCAUUGUUGUUUUCAUAAACUCAAAUAAUUAAUCAUACAUAAUAUUUAUAUUCUAGCACUCAGGCAAAAAUACUUAUAGUUAGUGCAUUUGUCACCCAGUCUCAAAAGGGAAUUUAAGCAUUUUCUCUAAUUAGAAACAAAGAUGUAUCUGUUUCUUAUUAAUUCAUAAACUAGUAUUAACCAGUAAAUCUCUGAACAAUUAACAAAGAUAUAAAUAAAAUUUUACUGCCCUAUUAAAAAAAACAAAUAAAAAAUCCCUAUAAUAGACAGAUAUAUUUAAUUGUACAAGAUUCACAAAACCAAUACAGAAAAUAAAAAGUAGAUUUAUUAUAAGCUUAUUAGGUUUAUUAGGGACUUCCCCUCAAACAACCACAAAAAUAUAUAUUAUAAAGACCAAUAAAUACAGAAUUAAUAUUUAACCUAACAUAAGUAAAUAAGGAGGCAGGUAAAAAUGUAACGCAUCUCCUUCUUCAUCAUAAGGUUCUGAGGAUCACAGCUGUUUUAGGGUUUGAUUUAUCAUCAGCAGAUCCACAGUUCAGAACCAGUGAUACUACAGUGAUCCACGUCCUGGGGAAUAAGAUCUCACUGUGUGGAAAGGAUGUUCCUCUCUCUCUUACUUUCAGGAACACAGGAGUAAAUGGGAACGACAGCAGCAGAGUUCUCCUCGUGGCAGCUGAAGUGAAGUUUCUCUGCUGUUUCUCUAAACCUGCCUGUCCUAAAGAGAAUGAAGUUAUGAAGCUAUGAAAUGUUUUACCUCUGAAAAUCUUAAUAAAGUUUAAAAUCAGUUAAAACCUAAA
This is a messenger RNA of Astyanax mexicanus (Mexican tetra), 2702 nucleotides long. Its product is annotated as cyclin-dependent kinase 5 activator 1-like. Bases 162 to 800 code for a protein of 212 amino acids. Gene Ontology annotation, molecular function: protein kinase binding; cyclin-dependent protein serine/threonine kinase activator activity. The transcript has a single exon. NCBI's taxonomy places the organism in Eukaryota, Metazoa, Chordata, Actinopteri, Characiformes, Acestrorhamphidae. The record is from RefSeq and is a predicted model, not a curated record. Gene Ontology annotation, biological process: brain development; activation of protein kinase activity; positive regulation of cyclin-dependent protein serine/threonine kinase activity. Gene Ontology annotation, cellular component: protein kinase 5 complex; cytoplasm.